AUAAAAGAUAAAAAGCAUUAGGGUUGCAUCCUAAAGUGGAAUAAAGACUCAAAACAUAAUAAAUAUCAAUAAAAAAACAUGAUGCAAUAUGAACGUAUCAACUCGUCCAAGCUUAGUCCUCGCUUGCCCUCAAGCGAAAGCCAAACUCGAUAAUCAUGACCGCAUGUUUAGAGAGAGAGGUGUCGAUAAAAUUAAAUACGAACAAGACCGGCAAAGCCGGAUAUAGGCAAGAGCAAGACAGAUCCGUCGCCACCAUGUAUCGGCGUCACCCGACAAGGAAGGAGCCCAACGCCCCGACAUCCCUGCGUUGGCAGUCAGCCCACCGUCACCCCAGCCGAGCGAGGCCACCCCUGGUGCCUCUACCAUAAGCAAACCUCCCCUGUGCGGCCUUCGACGGGCAAGGGGCGCCACGAUCGUGGCGCAGUAGCCGGCGACAUCAACGGUGGCGAGGGGAAGCCGGCGAAGAGGAGACUUUGGCCGUGGCGGCUGGGCCCCGGUGUCGCCUGGGGUGCGACACAGGGGAGAGAGAUAAUACACUGAGAUCAAUUCAUUUAGUUACAGUAUUGGAGACAGGUUACUUUUGGCUAAAUUUUCACACAAGAGAUUUUGUUGUUGUUGUUGUUGAUUCGGCCGACAAGAAGAAUUUUUUUUUUUUGCGGGUUAUAACAAGUUGCAGUUGACUAGUUGACUCGGAAGGUUUCAGCUUUAUUGACUAAGCUAGAGCUUUGCCAAAAACGAAAGACUGGCUGGAAGACCCAAGGACAACCAAACAAAGGCCAGCUAGAAUUACUAGGACUUGUUCCUGGCGUUUUGUCGUAAUAAUCUCUAUGCAUAAAGUUCUAGGGACGGGUCAUUUCUAGCUGAACCAUGAGACGAGAGCUAGAUUUGUCUGGUUCAGCCGACUCUGAUUUGUAGUUGACUAGUUGACUUGGAAGGUUUCAAAUUUCCAGCAAGACUUGGCUAGAGCUUUGCCAAAAAAGAAAGACUGGCUAGAAGACCCCAAAAAUAAUCAAAGAAAGGCCAGCUAGACCGAAUAACUAGUACCUGGUGUGGUCCGGUAAAUAAUCUAUUUUAUGCACUGUAUAUUAAGAGUUUUUGCACACCGAUCGAGGCACCGAGCGAGCCAGCGACCGCCGACCGGUAUGGCCAGCUUUUCGAGCGCCACCACAUCCACCUGUUUUCUCCUCCUCCACCUCGUCAUCAUCUUCUUCCACCUUCCAACUCCUGCCGUCUCCUUGGCGUUCAACUGCUCCAGGUUCACCACAGAAGACCUAAAGGACAUGAAGUUCGAAGGCGACGCAUCCUUCAACACAUUGUAUGGAAGUAUCCCCAUGAACACGAAUACGUACCGUGUUGCCAGCCGGGUGUCGUACAGCGCUGCACCGCUGCAGCUCUGGGACAAGAUGACCGGCGAGGUGGCCAGCUUCACCACGCAGUUCCAGUUCCAGAUCCAUAUCACCGGUGACGAGAGCAGCAAGGGGGGCAUGGCCUUUUUCCUCGCCGGCUAUCCGUCUAGCCUGCCUGGCAAUUGCACCCCCGACAGCCUCGGCCUCACUAACCAAAGCGCAGACGCCGUGCCGUCCGGUGAUAGCCGGUUCGUGUCGGUGAAGUUCGACAACUUCAACAACACAAUAGUAGCUGACCCCGACACCAGCAGCUACGACCACAUCGGCAUCAAUGUCAACUCCCUCAUAUCGGUGAGUACACAGCCCCUGCCGAGCUUCACCCUCAACAACACCCAGACCGCCCAAAUCGAGUACGACAAUGUUUCCAGCAUCUUAGCUGUGACAUUAUGGAGCGAUGAUGCAGAUGGCCAAGACCAACGGAGUUCCAGCCUUAGCUCCAAGGUUGACUUCAAGAGCGUACUACCGGAGCAGGUCUCCAUUGGCUUCUCCACGAACACGUUGUCGGGGAUGGAUAUAUUUCUAAACUCUUGGUACUUCAACUCUUCAUUGGAACCACAACAAACACCACCACCACCACCACCACCACCACCAUCAUCACCACCACAAUCCCCACCAGGGCUAGGUUCUGGAGUUAUAGUCGGAGCAGCUGCCGGCGCAACAAUGUUCCUCGUCCUCCUCUUUGCCGCUGCAGCGGCACUUGUAGUGCGCCGCCGUCGUCAUCAGAAUAUGAUGGAGACGGAGGAGUACUACACAGACUCAGAAGGCGAAGGCGAGCCGAUGUCGGAGAUCGAGAUGGGGACGGGGCCAAGGCGGUUCCCAUACCGCGAGCUCAUGGAAGCAACGAAGAACUUCGCCGCAGAGGAGAAGCUUGGGCAAGGCGGCUUUGGCGCCGUAUACCAAGGCUAUUUGAGAGACCCGGCUGGGCUAGCCGUGGCCAUCAAAAGGUUGCAGUCUUCCAUACAAGGAAAGAAGGAGUACAAAUCCGAGGUCAAGGUGAUAAGCAGGCUGCGUCAUCGGAACCUCGUGCAGCUCAUCGGCUGGUGCCAUGGCCAUGAUCAGGAGCUCCUGCUGGUCUACGAGCUCAUGCCCAACCGCAGCCUCGACAUCCAUCUCCACAGCAAGCAGGGCACCUUCCUCACAUGGCCAAUGAGGAUGAAGAUAUUGUUGGAGCUUGGGUCUGCACUGCUCUACCUCCAUGAAGAGUGGGAGCAGUGCGUGUUGCACCGGGAUAUCAAGCCCAGCAACGUGAUGCUCGACGAGUCCUUUGGAGCCAAGCUAGGCGACUUUGGGCUCGCGAGGCUCGUUGACCACGCCGCCGGGAUGCAGACCAUGACCGCAAUCUCUGGAACUCCAGGCUACUUGGACCCUGAGUGCGUGAACACCGGCAGGGCCAGCGCCGAGUCCGACGUGUACAGCUUCGGCGUGGUUCUACUGGAGGUGGCAUGCGGCAGGAGGCCAAUGAGCGUAAUCGCACCCAACCAACACCAGCAGAAGAACGGCGGCGUCUUCCGGCUGGUCGAGUGGGCCUGGGGACUCUACGGCCGGGGAGCCAUCCUUGAGGCCAUCGACGAGCGGCUGAACGGUGACUACGACGCUGCGGAGGUGGAGAGGGUGAUGGUCAUCGGGCUCUGGUGCGCGCAUCCAAACCCGAGCGCGCGGCCGUCCAUCAGGACAGCCAUGGCCACUCUCCAGCCCAAGGUCGACCAAGCCUACCAACUGCCGAUGCUUCCUUCCAAGAUGCCGGUGCCGGUGUUUGAGCCGUUCGCCUUGGCCAAUGCCGUUGGGAUGUCAUCGUCGUCCUCCCACACCUUUGGGGUGUCGUCGUCGACGUGGUCCAGUAUGCCACCGCACACCUCUGGUACCGCAUCCUCCGACGCUAGCACUUCAACAAACAGUUCAAAGACCUCUUCUUCGCUACUCAAACAUUAGUGCCAGUAGCAAAUUUAUGGGGUGCGUUUGAUAUGUUCUCGGAGUGUUGUUGUAAUAAUGCCAGGAUGGGACUAGCAGCUGGAAUGGUUAUCGGUCUGUUCAUGUGUUUGAUAUCCAUAAGAAUGGUUGGGUUUUUUAGUUGGCUUACCAAGCUUAUCAUAACCCUCCCCUUUUUACGGUGUUGGGACCGGCUAUGUUUAUAGAAAAACAGAGGCAGAGUUUGUGUUGCGAUCAGUAAUACACAAUGAGUUGUGGCC
Messenger RNA from Hordeum vulgare subsp. vulgare (domesticated barley), 3592 nucleotides. Its product is annotated as L-type lectin-domain containing receptor kinase IX.1-like. The record is from RefSeq and is a predicted model, not a curated record. Gene Ontology annotation, cellular component: plasma membrane. Bases 1074 to 3335 code for a protein of 753 amino acids. Gene Ontology annotation, biological process: protein phosphorylation. NCBI's taxonomy places the organism in Eukaryota, Viridiplantae, Streptophyta, Magnoliopsida, Poales, Poaceae. The transcript is spliced from 2 exons. Gene Ontology annotation, molecular function: carbohydrate binding; protein kinase activity; ATP binding.